Messenger RNA from Ustilago hordei, 2058 nucleotides. RefSeq names its product related to FCJ1 - mitochondrial inner membrane protein involved in formation of crista junctions. Gene Ontology annotation, cellular component: MICOS complex. NCBI's taxonomy places the organism in Eukaryota, Fungi, Basidiomycota, Ustilaginomycetes, Ustilaginales, Ustilaginaceae. Gene Ontology annotation, biological process: cristae formation. The transcript has a single exon. Bases 1 to 2058 code for a protein of 685 amino acids. The record is from RefSeq and is a predicted model, not a curated record.
AUGAUGAACCGCGCCGCUGCCCUGCGCAGGGCUGCUGCUCUCAGCCCCUCAUCAGUAGCUCGUUCCCGCACCACUGCCGGUGUUCGAUCGUAUGCCACUGGUGCUGAUGGAACCUCAAGAUCCGGCACAGGCCGCUUCUUGCUCUACUCUACCCUCGCUACUACCCUCUUCUACGGUGUCUCGACAGUGGCAGCGCUCAACAACGACCGAUACCAGGACUUUUUCGUAGAGAGCGUUCCAGGAGGAGAGCGCAUCAUCGACUACCUUGACACACACGAUGUCAGUCAGGAGAUCAAGAACAUCAACUUCGGAGGAUACGGAGAGAAGGCCGUCAAUGUCACCAAGGCCGCCUACGGCAGCGUGAGUGGUGCUGUUGGCCGUGUCCUUAGCGGCGAUGCAGGUGCAAGCGAGAGUGCAGGCGAUGAACGUGAUGCUCGUCUCAAAGUUGCUGAGGCACGCAACAAGGCCAAGGACGAGGCGGAGACGCUCGCGCAAAAUGUCAAGUCAGAUGCCAAGAAGGUGGAAGAGGAGGGCGAGUCAGCUUUCAAGGCUGUUCAGGACAAGACCUCGGAGCUUCUCAACCGAGCCAAGGCUGCUGCCGACAAGGCAGAGGCCAAGGUUCGUGGUGACGCCGCCGAGGUCAAGCAGGAUGGCCGCAAUGUGCUCCAGCGUGCGGUCGACGGCGUCCAAGUCAUGACCGACAUUGGUGCCAACACCAAGGCUGCCCCCUCCAAGAGCGCCUCUUCUGGCAAGGGUCCGCAGGAGGAGGUCAAGGAAACCUACAUUGGCGAGCUUCCCGUUAACCACGAACCUCCUGCAGGCUACGCUACCCCUCGCCGUGACCGAGGCCUAAAAGCACCUGAACAGCCCACCGCUCGCUUGCGUCCUGACCCAGAGGCACCUAAGCUCCCCUUGCUUGCCCCUUCGAUCAAGAGCCUUUCUGGGUCUGAGCCCAUGAUCGCUCAGCUCGCAAGCACCAUCGACGAGCUCACUACCUUCCUCAAAGAGACGCCAUCGUCCGGUGCCAAGGCCAAGGGUGUUCUCGAGAGUGCGCAGAUCGAGUUCGAGCAGUUGAGCCAGCGUCUUGAGACCAUCAAGCGCGAGGAGGCCAAGCGUGUCGAGAACAGCCUGGCAGCCCAAGCCAAGCGAUACGAGGCUCAGAUCUCUAAACAGUCGGAAGAGGCCGCCAACAAGCUUUCCAGCCGAGAGUCAGACUGGCAAAAGUCGUUUGAAGAGGAACGUGCCAAGCAGAUGGAGCAGUUCAAGGAGAAGCUCGAGAAGGAGCUUGCCACGCAGAGUCAUAUCAUCAACGAGAGGCUCAAGGAGGAAGUCAUAGCACAAGGUAUUGAGCUGCAGCGUCGAUGGAUGAAGGACAUCAAGGCCAAGGUCGAGGAGGAGCGUGGUGGACGUCUUGCCAAGCUCGACGAGUUGGCAACCGAGCUCAAGAGCCUGGAGAAGGUCAGCUUGGACAACAGCAGCGUGCUCGACGAGAACCUUUCGGUCCACACUUUGUGGACUGCGGUUCGAGCUGUGCAGCAUGCUCUUGAUGACUCGUUGGCCACCAAGGUACCCUUCGCCGAGCAACUGCGCGUUCUCAAAGGCACCUCCAAGGCACGCGAUGAUCCUGUCCUCGCUGCUGCUAUUGAGGCACUCGAAUCGAGCGAUGCUGCCGAGACCGGUGUCGAGUCCUUCACUACGCUCAAGCAGUGGUUCGACAACAAGGUUGGACCUCGUGUGCGUCAGGUCUCGCUCGUACCAUCCCCCGAGACUUCGGGUGUGCUUUCACAUCUUGCCAGCGCGGCGCUCUCGCCAAUUCUAUUCCACAAAAAGGGUCUAGUUCAAGGUGAGGAUGUUCCCUCUGUGCUCGCAAGGGCAGAGUACUACCUCGACAGGAAGGACCUUGACUCGGCCACGCGAGAACUCAACCAGCUCAAAGGCUGGCCAAAAUUGUUGGCUCAGGAUUGGCUCACCGCAUCGCGAAAACGUCUCGAGGUACAGCAGGCGCUCGAAGUUGUCCAGACAGAAGCCAGCUUGGCCUCGCUCAUGGUGUCGGCUUGA